Messenger RNA from Fomitiporia mediterranea MF3/22, 606 nucleotides. RefSeq lists its product as uncharacterized. The coding region runs from base 1 to 606 and encodes 201 amino acids. NCBI's taxonomy places the organism in Eukaryota, Fungi, Basidiomycota, Agaricomycetes, Hymenochaetales, Hymenochaetaceae. The record is from RefSeq and is a predicted model, not a curated record. The transcript is spliced from 4 exons.
AUGUUCAUCUGCCGGAUAUCAGCGUCGUCUGCUUCGCUAUUUGAUGCCACAAGGAAUACAGGGGCUAAAGGGCUCUGGAAGGAGAAUCAGAAAAAGUUGCUUCGAAACGAGGAGCCACCAGAAACAGCGUCUGCAGCGCCGUUCCUGAGCGCUUCUGGCGGGACCAUAGCAAUUUCAAAUUCUCAUGGCAAAGGGGUAGAUUAUUACGAUACUUCCACCUCCGUGGCUAGUAAUGACGCAACCGACACUCACGGCCUUUCUUAUUCCCCGCAUGACCACAGUCCAUCUUUCAAGUACUGCGUUCCCUUCCACCUUCUCGUGGUUCUUGUUUGUUCUGGUUCUCUACCUGUCUCACAUCGGCCGGGAGCUGCACAUACGGCUGUGUGGUCCGAACUACACAGCAAGGUGGACAGCGCACCGUUCGUUCCGAAGCUUCCGAGCCUUUUAGACGUUAUGCGUCUUACGGCCGAAGCGAGUUCGAGUUCCCGCCAUCCAUCGACUUUGUUGGUGAACAUUAAUGAAUUUGCUGCUUCUACACCGCAAUAUUCGAAAUACAAGUCGAAUCUGGAUUCCCAAGAUAUUGUGCCGUUCCGAAAAUAUACUUAA